AUAGAGUAAAGAAAAUCAAACAAAAGAAGACUUUGUGAGAGAAUGGGUUUAACUUUGAGAAUGUGGGUUGCAAGUCUGCUCCUCCUUACACAUCUUCUUCAUGGAGCUCUCUGUUGGGGAGACGAUGGUCAUUACGCUGUCUGCAAAAUAGCUCAGGGAUAUUUUGAGGAAGAAACUGUAGUUGCAGUGAAGAAACUUCUGCCAGCGUAUGCAGAUGGUGAACUAGCAGCUGUUUGCUCAUGGCCUGAUGAAAUCAAACGCCUCCCUCAGUGGAAAUGGACUGCAGCUUUGCAUUUUGCUGAUACACCUGAUGACAAAUGCAACUAUGACUAUUCUCGGGACUGCCCUAAUGACUGGUGUGUGACAGGAGCAAUCUUCAAUUACACAAACCAACUGAUGUCAGCUUCUAAAGACUCACAGAGUAUUGUCCACUAUAACUUGACAGAAGCUCUCAUGUUCUUAUCACAUUAUAUGGGAGAUAUCCAUCAGCCCUUGCAUGAAGGUUUUCUUGGAGAUCUAGGUGGUAACAAAGUAAAAGUCAACUGGUACAAUCAAGAAACUAAUUUGCACCGUGUUUGGGAUGACAUGAUAAUCGAGUCUGCUCUAGAGAAAUAUUACAAUUCAAGCCUUUCAGUCAUGAUUCAUGCCCUUCAAGACAAACUCAAGUACGGCUGGUCAAAUGAUGUUUGGUCGUGGGGGUCAUGUCAACUUAACCAAACAGCCUGCCCAAAUCCAUAUGCCUCUGAAAGCAUUGAUCUUGCCUGCAAGUAUGCUUACACAAACGCUACCGCAGGGACUACUUUAGGAGAUUACUACUUCCUCUCUCGGCUGCCCGUUGUAGAGAAGAGAAUUGCACAAGGCGGGAUUCGCUUGGCAGCGACUCUAAACCGAAUCUUUUCUGUGAAACCGAAGCUCGCUACCGCAUGAAACUAAGACCGAUUAGGCCUUAUUAUCCUAUUAUCUUUUCAUAAGCAUGCACGCCUCCUAGCUCAGAGCUUCUCAUGUAAUGGUAGUAUUAAAGUUAUGUUAUGCGUGCUACGUACUGUUCUGAGUUUCAGUUAUAAUAAUUAGUAACCUAAGCUCUCAUGUAAUGAUAGUUAAGGUUAUGUUAUCCGCUGCUA
This is a messenger RNA of Brassica napus (rape), 1121 nucleotides long. Its product is annotated as endonuclease 3. The record is from RefSeq and is a predicted model, not a curated record. The transcript is spliced from 10 exons. Gene Ontology annotation, biological process: DNA catabolic process. Gene Ontology annotation, molecular function: endonuclease activity; nucleic acid binding. The coding region runs from base 43 to 927 and encodes 294 amino acids. NCBI's taxonomy places the organism in Eukaryota, Viridiplantae, Streptophyta, Magnoliopsida, Brassicales, Brassicaceae.